GGUCAAUUCAGCUUGUCUGUAGGUAUCUUGAACAAAGGGCAAAUAUGGCGACCGCUCCACAAAUUACGAAGAAAAAGAAGGCCGUUUUGGAUGGAGUUUUCAAGGCUGAGCUCAACAAUUUCCUCAUGAAGGAACUUGCUGAGGACGGUUACUCCGGUGUCGAGGUCCGACGCACCCCAGCUCGUGCUGAAGUCAUCAUCAUGGCCACCCGCACUCAAUCCGUCCUUGGUGAGCGCGGACGUCGUAUCAAGGAGCUUACCUCUGUAGUACAGAAGCGUUUCGGUUUUGAGGAAGGUUCCGUCGAGCUGUAUGCAGAGAAAGUCUCUAACCGAGGUCUUUGUGCCGUGGCUCAGUGCGAGUCGCUUCGAUACAAAUUGGUCGGUGGAUUGGCAGUUCGCCGUGCUUGCUACGGAGUGCUUCGCUUUAUUAUGGAGUCUCAGGCUCAGGGUUGUGAGGUCAUUGUUUCUGGCAAGCUUCGCGGUCAGCGUGCUAAAGCGAUGAAAUUCGUCGAUGGUCUUAUGAUCCAUUCUGGACACCCCGUUACGGAAUACAUUCAGCAAGCCGUUCGACACGUGCAACUUCGUCAGGGAGUAAUUGGUAUCAAGGUCAAGAUUAUGCUGCCUCACGAUCCUCGUGGCCAAAUGGGACCCAAGAACGCUCUUCCUGAUCAUGUCCAGAUCCUGGAACCCAUGCCGGAAGUUAAUCCAACCGAGCCAAGCUCCGAACACAAACUUGAGAAGAAGGACGUCAUCCCCAUUGUUCCCCCUCCAAUGCAACCUGUUGAGGUCACGCCGGCCUAUUAAUGACUUGUUAUUACUUCGUUACAUAAAUUUUUGUUAUUGUUAUUGCACACUGAGAAGGGGUGUACUUGUCGCAAUAUUUGAACUGAUGAAUACAUUUGAUGUCGUAAAUCUUACAUGCGUGAUUCUCCUUCAUCCUGUCUUAAAAAAGCCAUGUCUUACUAGGGGGUCAGAAGUCGAGGUGGCAUCUCCCAAGAGUUGCAUAUCAUUCCAUGAGAACAAAACGCUGGUUCCGAAACUAUCUAUCAAGC
Molecule: messenger RNA, 1051 nt
Organism: Cylicocyclus nassatus
Lineage: Eukaryota; Metazoa; Nematoda; Chromadorea; Rhabditida; Strongylidae
Source: the annotation of a GenBank genome assembly